AUGGGGGUCAGACACAUUUCGCUGUUGCUAGCCAACAUUCUUCUUCCUAUUGCCGUGAUCCUCUUUGGUAGUGGGCUUUUCUCGUCUGAGCCACCUGGGACUAUCACACCAUAUGCGUACAAGGAGAAGGCACCACCACCCUUUGAUAAGGUGGUGUUCAUGGUGAUUGAUGCUCUUCGAAGCGACUUUGUAUACUCCAAUCAAUCCGGUUUCGAGUUUACCCAAAGUCUGAUCAGGUCGGGCUCGGCCAUUCCAUUUACGGCGCAUGCAAGCCCUCCGAGUCUUACUAUCUCGUGCAUCAAAGCAAUGACAAUUGGGUCAAACCCAUCUUUUCUAGAUGUCGCGCUCAAUAUUGCCGACAAUGAUGAUGCAUCUGAUCUUUCUAGUGAAGACACCUGGCUUUCAAGGCUUAAAGCCACCUUUCGUGGAAAGAUAAUAUUCUACGGCGAAAACACGUGGUUGCAGCUGUACCCGGACGUUUUUGACCGGAGCGAGGGUGUUGACGCAUUUUUUGUCCCGGACUUUACUGAAGUCGACAAUAAUGUCACGAUUCAUGUCUCUCCACAAUUAACUCGUGAAGACUGGUCCGCACUGGUCUUUCACUUCCCAGGAAUGGACCAUGUCGGCCAUACCGGAGGACCAGAAAGUAGUCCCUAUAUGCUUCCAAAGCAACAAGAGAUGGACACUAUUAUCCAUGAGAUAUAUACAGCCAUCGAAUCCCAGCCUCAUCUCAGUUCGACCCUCUUCGUCGUAGCUGGUGACCAUGGCAUGAACCAACAAGGGAAUCAUGGUGGAUCAUCCGCGGGUGAAGUAUCCCCGGGGAUGCUCCUGAUUUCUCCUAAUUUGAAAUCGCUCCCUAAUGACAGAAAAGCUCCAACUACCCCUCAUGGCACUGCAUUUGACUUUUACUCUAUCAUAAAACAACCUGAUAUCGUCCCGACGCUGGCCGGUCUGCUCGGUUUCCGAAUCCCUAGCAAGAGCGUGGGGGUGUUCAUGCCGCAACUCCUCUCCCUUUGGAAAGAUCCGUCUGAUCGUGUACGGUUAUUAUUGGAGAACGCUCAUCAACUACUGAAUGUUAGGGGAUAUCAUGUCGAUCACCCGCGUCAUAUCGCUCUUCAAAGAAUUGAAGAUCGAAUUGUUUCGGAUCCGAGCUCAGCGGAAGCCUUAUCGGAAUUAUACCAGUGGUGUAAUCAAAUGCAGAACUCAUUGGGCAUGGCAGCUGGGAGUCUGAACUUCCGUCUGCUCUCCGCAGGCCUCUUGAGCGCAGUCGGCGCUAGCAUCUUAUGCCUCCAAGGCCUCUCCAAUGGGCACCUCGAAGUCAAACAUCUGAUUGUGUCGGUGGUAUUCGCCGCAGUCUACACGGGAGUUAUGCUUUCCGAGAAAUAUGUGAAGCAAGAACAUAAUUUCUGGUACCCGGUCUCUCUGAUCUGGUUUGGCUAUCUUGGCUACUUUAAGUACGAGGACUGCAGUCCUUUCAGUCGUGCUCUCCCAGUCCUGGUGCAAUUUUUGGGGUUGUCCUGGACGCAAAGUGGAGAUGCAACUGAUAUGCUGCCCGAAAUAUUUCAGACGUUCCUUUCCCGGUACCCCCUGAUCCUCUGGAUAAUGUUGAGCUAUGCUUAUAUAUCGACUGCCGUUCGGCUGGAUGAAUCGGUGGGAAGUGCAGGUGGCCUCACCAUCAUUUCCAAAAUAUUGGCUACAACUCUCGGAGUCCUACCACUCUUGCUCAAGUUUGGGUCUGCUGCUCUCAACACCCCUGAUCUAGUUACAUUCACCUCUCCGAGGGUGCUUUCCUGGCUAGCACAGGUCAAUUUGAACUCUAUUGCCAAAGUGAUUUUCUCAUUAUUGGCCGCCACUCUGGUUUACUUGCUUGCUCGAAAGGGCAACUACAACCGAACAAAAGGUAGAGGCUGUUGUGGUCACUUUGUUUUCUCGUGCUCAUUUCGUACAGAUCUUGCCGGAAUUCAUCAUAUUCUCGCCCUUUAUCUCAUGACGCAGUCCAGACCUAGGAACAUUCCUUUGUUUCUGAUUUUCCAAUGGCAGCUGGAAUGGUUGAUUUCAGCGCACUCAACUUAUCCUGUCUUGGAAACUGCAUUGUCCACUAUCAUCAUGUCUCAAAGCUCCUUCUUUGCCUUUGGUGGUAGCAACACCAUCGCUUCGGUUGAUUUGACAAAUGGCUACAAUGGUGUCACAUCUUACAACUCGAUUGCGGUCGUGCUGCAGACGCUUUUCGCUAAUUGGGCAGGUCCUAUCUGGUGGGCCUGGGCGGGAAUGAGGCUGUUAGAGGUCACCAUUCACGACAGACCAUUCCAAGUUCUAUCUCCGAAGAAAAGCGAUCAGGGAGACAAAAGGAGCGUCGCAAAAACCAGUUCAAAAUUGAUGGCUUAUUUGGCUGGUCAGACACUGUUUACUUCCAUCAGUCUUGCUGCUGUCAUGGUUGCAUGUGUUGUACUUCGGGAUACACUCAUGAUUUGGACAGCCUUGGCGCCCAAGUAUAUUUUCGCCGGCUUAUGGGUGGUCUUCUAUCACGUGCUUGUCACCGUUGGACUAUUUGGCGCUGUUGGAAAAGCGGUACUUGGGAGGUGA
Molecule: messenger RNA, 2583 nt
Organism: Penicillium samsonianum
Lineage: Eukaryota; Fungi; Ascomycota; Eurotiomycetes; Eurotiales; Aspergillaceae
Exons: 6
Coding region: 1-2583 (860 amino acids)
Biological process (GO): GPI anchor biosynthetic process
Cellular component (GO): endoplasmic reticulum membrane
Source: RefSeq, a predicted model, not a curated record